This is a messenger RNA of Zingiber officinale, 606 nucleotides long. RefSeq names its product calmodulin-binding protein 25-like. The coding region runs from base 1 to 606 and encodes 201 amino acids. The record is from RefSeq and is a predicted model, not a curated record. Gene Ontology annotation, molecular function: calmodulin binding. Gene Ontology annotation, biological process: response to osmotic stress. Lineage: Eukaryota; Viridiplantae; Streptophyta; Magnoliopsida; Zingiberales; Zingiberaceae. The transcript has a single exon. Gene Ontology annotation, cellular component: nucleus.
AUGGCGGAGAACUGCUCGGUGCUCGAUCCGUGGCUGUUCCGCUCGGAACCGGCGUGGAUGAGGGAGGCCUUCGCCCGCGACAACGAGGCGCUCACCCGCGCCCUCCAGAUCUCACUCUCGGACACCUCCUCUUCGGGCGCCGCCACUCCCGCCGCUGCCUCGCCCUCCGCCGCCACCACCUCCUCCACCUCCCCCUUCCUCCUCCACCAUCACCUCGCCCCGUCCGCGGCGCCCCUCCGCCCGCGGAAUAACCCGCUCGGCCCCGCCUCUGCCGCCCGCGUCGCCAAGCGCAAGUCGCGCGUGUCCAAGCGAUCGCCCACCACCUACAUCAACACCGACCCGUCCAACUUCCGGGAGAUGGUUCAGCGCGUCACCGGCGUCCAGGUGAUCGGGGAUCUGCCGCCGGACGUCGAGCCGUUGGUGAAGCCCGAGCCGAUCCGGCCCCGCGCCGCUCCUCAACAUGCCUUCCUGCCCACGCUCGACACCUCGGCACUAUUGCUGGCCAACGGCGUCGGGUCUCUCGCUGCGUCGCCCGAACUCCCGGUUUUUGACGCCGACGCGCUGUUGCCGGCCUUCCCCACCCUCGAGUCGUGGGGGGUAAUGUAA